Dichotomopilus funicola is the source of this 510-nucleotide messenger RNA. RefSeq lists its product as uncharacterized. The transcript is spliced from 2 exons. Bases 1 to 510 code for a protein of 169 amino acids. The record is from RefSeq and is a predicted model, not a curated record. Lineage: Eukaryota; Fungi; Ascomycota; Sordariomycetes; Sordariales; Chaetomiaceae.
AUGACCAGCGUAGUAGCGCAACAGCCUCAACACGAGCCCAGCUCCUCCGAGCCCUUUGUUUCCAAGUGGGCAUCGAGGUAUCGCGGGGCCACAGUCGAAGACCUCGACCCCCCCGCGGCCCUCUCCCUCACCCCCUCCGACACCAUCUCCACCGCCCUGCAAUCCGCCUUCGAGCGCGACUACACCCACCUCACCAUCACCGACAGCUCGACGCGCGCACUGCUCGGCUACCUCUCCAUCCCGCACCUGCAAGCGCUGCUCCAAGCCGGGCGCGUGCGGCCUGAGGACGAGGUGCGCGCCGCCAUGAUCAGGUUCCGUCGUCGCGGGGCUAAGUACAAGGUUAUUACGAUGGAGACGCCGUUGGAGGAGCUGGAGGCGUUUUUUGAGGGCCGCGAGACAGGUGGGCAGAAGCAGGAUUUUGCGGUUAUUACGGAUGCGGGAAGACGGUUUGUGUUGGGGGUUGCGACGAGGGCGGAUUUGGAGGAAUUUGUGAAGAGGAGGCCGGCGUGA